Dendrobium catenatum is the source of this 1659-nucleotide messenger RNA. RefSeq names its product pentatricopeptide repeat-containing protein At1g71490-like. The record is from RefSeq and is a predicted model, not a curated record. Gene Ontology annotation, biological process: RNA modification. The transcript has a single exon. NCBI's taxonomy places the organism in Eukaryota, Viridiplantae, Streptophyta, Magnoliopsida, Asparagales, Orchidaceae. The coding region runs from base 1 to 1659 and encodes 552 amino acids. Gene Ontology annotation, molecular function: RNA binding; protein binding.
AUGCCCUGCACUACCAUACCUCAGAAUUUCUAUUCCCUCGUCAAGCAAAUCAAGAGGUGCUCCCCAAGAUCACAAUCAUGGCGCAGACCUCCGCCGGCGAACCAAGCGGAACGUCUUGUCGCCUCCAUCCGACACCUCUCCUCUUCCCACCGUAUCGCCGCCGCCCUCGUUGCCUUUUCCCAACUCCGCCGCUAUCUUUCCCAUCCCUUGUCUCGUCAUCUCGACCACCCCAUCUCCUCUCUCCUCGCCGCUGCUACCCACCUCCGCUCCUUCUCACACGGGUCCGGGCUCCACGCCCUUUCCUUCUUCCUCGGCCUCCUUCCGGCGAACCGCUUCACCGUCUCCCGCAUUGCCGCUUUCUACGCCGCGUUCGGACUGCUCGAUUCCGCCCGCGCUGCCGUCGAAGACUCGAGCACAGUCCUCGCUUUCCCCUGGAACAUAGUCAUCUCCGCUUAUCUUGAAAAAGGAUACUGGCAAGAUGCGAUUUUUAGCUACGGAAUGAUGCUGGAGAGGGGAAUCAAGCCAGAUAAGUUCAGCAUUUCCUCCGUUUUGAAAGCUUGUGGUGAACUUCGUGAGCUUGGGUUGGGUAAAGAAGUUCACCGGCAUAUAGUUUCCAGCGAUUUGGAGUGCGAUUUAUUUGUUUACAAUGCUCUCUUGGCUAUGUACGCUAAGUGUGGAGCAGUGGAUAAUGCGAGGAAGGUGUUUGAUGAAAUGCCCGAACGAGACAUAGUUAGCUGGAACUCCAUGGUUCUGGGAUAUUCCUCCCAGGGAAGGUGGGACGAGACCUCUGAAUUCCUGGAAAGGAUGAGACUUGAGGGUUUUGAGCUCAAUUCUGUGACUUCUAACACUAUCAUUUGUGGUCUUGUGCAUUCCAGCAAUCAUAGGGAAGCACUUACAUUGAUAUCUCAGACUAGACAAAGAAAAGCCAUUUAUGCUCUAUAUUUUGUCAGCUUGUUGCUUGGCUUGAAGGCUUGCUCUGUCAUAAGAUAUCAGAAGCAAGGGAAGGAGAUUCAUGGCUUGGCAAUUCGAAGCAACUUUGAUGAGCUCGAAAACAUCAGCAAUGCACUCAUCACAUUGUAUUCCAAAUGCCACAACAUCGGCUAUGCUCGCAUCGUGUUCCAGAAAAGCUCGGCUCGAAGCGCGGUUACAUGGAACUCGAUGAUUGCCGCCUUUGCAGGAAUUAACAAGGUUCAUGAAGCAGCCUUGCUUCUUCAAGAGAUGAUUGGAUCAAGAACACAACCAAGCCAAACGACCAUUGUAACUAUGCUAGCACUAUGUGCUGAUUCUGCAGAUUUGUGGUAUGGUACUCAACUUCAUUGCUAUGCAAUCAGGCAUGGUUUUGAGCAUUAUCUUCCCAUUGCAAACUCUAUAGUGGAUAUGUAUUGUAAGUCAGGAAGAGUCUCAGUUGCUCGCAAAGUCUUCGACAUGAUGGCAGGCCAUGACAAAAUCUCUUACACCGCGCUCAUUGCGGGCUAUGCCUUGCAACGAGAGGGGAUUGCUGUGCGGAAACUGAUCGAUGAAAUGAUUAGUCGAGGAAUCGAACCAGAUCAGAUUAUGAUUGAGGUAAUUCGCUCGGUUUGGAGUCGUCUCAGGAAUCAUGGUGGUGGUUUGUUUGCUUGGAACCAUUCAUCAGUUGCAGCAUUGGUUCAGCAUGGUUGA